AUGAAAUGGAAAAAUGUACUCAAAUGUGAUGUAUGGGAGUUGUAUGAGACACACAAUGAUGAGAUUCUUCCAGCUCUAUGGCUGAGUUACUACUUACCUUCAAACAUCAAGCAAUGUUUCGCCUAUUGCUCAAUAUUUCCCAAAGAUUCUGAAUUUGAGAAGAAACAACUCAUCUUGUUGUGGAUGGCAGAAGGUCUUUUGCAAAACAAGAAAGGGAAAUCAAUGGAGGAGGUUGGAGAGCAGUACUUUGAAGAUCUCAUAUCAAGAUCAUUCUUUCAAGAGACAAGUCAACAUAAAUCAAGUAAGGGUACAACAACUUUUCUUAUGCAUGACCUUGUACAUGAUUUAGCUUCAUUUGUAGCAGGUGAAUUCUGUUUUAGAUUGGAUGAUGAUAAUUCCUUGGAUAAUCUUGCAACCAAAACUCGUCAUUUGUCUUGUAUGACAUACAGUGAGAAAGUUGUUGGUUUAUCUAAAGCUGAAUCAUUGCAUACCCUUCUAACAAUUAAUGGAGGAGUGUUAUUGGAUUUGGAAUUGCAUGAAGUAUUGCCAACUCUAGGAUGCUUGAGAGUCCUUUCUGUAUUUAGAUCUUUCAAGCUGUCUGACUCCAUUGUUAGUGAUAAUGAGAGAAAACCUGGUUUUGCUAGCAUCAAAGAGUUAGGGGAGCUCCAUCAUUUGCAGGGAAAACUUCUUAUUUCUAGGCUUCAUAAUACAGAUAAUGUUGAGGAUGUUCUGAAGGCUAAUUUGAAAGAUAAGGAAGGAGCAUCUCAGUGA
This is a messenger RNA of Humulus lupulus (European hop), 771 nucleotides long. Its product is annotated as putative disease resistance RPP13-like protein 1. Gene Ontology annotation, biological process: defense response to other organism. The transcript has 2 exons. The record is from RefSeq and is a predicted model, not a curated record. Lineage: Eukaryota; Viridiplantae; Streptophyta; Magnoliopsida; Rosales; Cannabaceae. The coding region runs from base 1 to 771 and encodes 256 amino acids.